This is a messenger RNA of Lates calcarifer (barramundi perch), 585 nucleotides long. RefSeq names its product cystatin-B. The transcript has 3 exons. Gene Ontology annotation, molecular function: cysteine-type endopeptidase inhibitor activity. Gene Ontology annotation, cellular component: cytosol. The coding region runs from base 107 to 409 and encodes 100 amino acids. The record is from RefSeq and is a predicted model, not a curated record. NCBI's taxonomy places the organism in Eukaryota, Metazoa, Chordata, Actinopteri, Centropomidae.
CCAGAGCAUCAUAUGAUCCAGUGAGUCAACUUGAACGCUCCCUAGACACGGACGGGCCCAGUUUUGUCAAUUUUCUAGCUAGAAUCAGCAACAAAAAACUGUCACAAUGCCGACGAUGUGUGGAGGUCUCACCGAGCCAGCUGACGCCGACGAGAAAGUUCAGGGCAUUGCAGACAGUAUGAAGCCCCAUGCAGAGGAAAAAGCAGGGAAGAAGUAUGAUGUUUUCACAGCCAAGAGCUACAGAUCGCAGCUUGUGCAAGGAACCAACUACUUCAUUAAGGUCCAUGUGGGCGGAGAUGAACAUAUUCACCUCCGUGUUUGGAAGAAACUCCCGUGUUAUGGAGGAGAGCUUGAGCUGACUGCUGUGCAGCACGAGAAGAGUCACCACGACCCCAUCGAGUACUUCUAAUGAGAUCACAAACCAAGCCAAGCAUCUCAUCAGUGCCUACAGGCUGCACUCUCAUUUUACUCACUUAGAUUACACAUUGUCACCCAUUCCUAACAUGUAAUAACAUACUGUAUACAUAAUGUAGAUCAAAAUGGAACUGUUUUGUACAAGGUGAAUAAAAAAGAUAAUUGAAUUAA